This is a messenger RNA of Atta colombica, 3032 nucleotides long. Its product is annotated as coronin-2B-like. Gene Ontology annotation, molecular function: actin filament binding. NCBI's taxonomy places the organism in Eukaryota, Metazoa, Arthropoda, Insecta, Hymenoptera, Formicidae. The transcript has 10 exons. The record is from RefSeq and is a predicted model, not a curated record. Gene Ontology annotation, biological process: actin filament organization. Bases 971 to 2593 code for a protein of 540 amino acids.
UAUGGAAGAAGAGAUUGAGAGAGUUUAGUUUCAGCAACUUUCCAUCCAGGGACUGCUUGGCUAACAAAUUCAAUAAACCCUCGAUCAUCAUUCAAGAAAUAAUCAUAUUUCUGUUUCUCUUCUAUGUAUUCUUCGUGAAUCAUCGAUGCGUAGUGGCAGAAAUGAAAUAGAAAGCGGAAACUUGAGUCCACUUGUAAUUUGUGUUGCUGAAUGGCAUUCGCAAAAGUAUCAAACUCUCAAUAUUUGUAUUUCAUUGUUAUUGAUACUAGCCCGAAUAACGUUGCUAUUGUCGCGUUAAAGGUGCGCGAGAUAGUGUCACUGCAUGACACUGCAACAAACAACAGGCAUCAGGUUCUGCGAGCACUAAGCACUACCAGCACUAGAUAGUCACUCGCCUUUGUCAGUAGAAGCGGAACGGUCGGCGUGGCUAAACACAUUCGCGCUCGAUAGCGCUCAGCUCUCGCACGAUAGCUCUUGUUCUAUAGUUAUUCUUUUCUGUGCGACGAGCGCGUCAAUUGGUCGAUCUCGUAAUCGCUCCGAGUAUCACGAGGAAGGUGAAGAAACGCAAACUGCUCGCAUGGCGCAUCCGGGUGUACGUAUCGCAAUUUAAACAUUAGAGCAAUCUUACGUCUGGUCAAAGGAGGCACAAUUGCCUCUAGACUGCAUCUGGACUAUCACGUAUCUUAAGCGCGGCGUGAGAGAACGACUCGUAUAGUUGAUUACAAUAUUAUCCACAUCAGUGACUCUUUUUCUCUCUUGUUUUUCUCCCUUACUUUCUCUUUCUCUCCCCCCCCCCUCUCUCUCUCUCUCUCUCUCUCUCUCUCUCUCUUUGUUUCUCCAAUCACCUGCACAUGCAUGGGUCCCGGCUUGUCGAUUACCGCAUCCUCGUUGUGCACUGGCGACAAUUGACUCACCGCGCACGUGUACUCGUCGAACACCAGCUGUCCUGGACACCAGAUCCUGAUCAGACAUGACCAACGAUAGACGGUCGUGGUUCCGCGGCGUUCGAAGCAGCAAGUUUCGACACGUUUACGGCGUGCCAGCCAAGAGGGAGAAAUGUUACGACAACAUCAAGAUCACAAAAAAUGCCCACGAUUCGCAAUUCUGCGCCGUAAAUCCCAAGUUUCUGGCCGUCGUGACGGAGGUUGCGGGUGGUGGAGCGUUCCUUGUGUUAUCAUUGGAUCGCACCGGGCGACUUGACUUCAAUGCCAGUCGAGUAACUGGACAUACCGGUCCCGUUUUGGACAUCAAAUGGAAUCCAUUCAACGAUAACAUCAUCGCGUCCUGUUCCGAUGAUUGCACUAUAAAGUUGUGGCAUAUACCUGAUGGUGGAUUGUCAAGGAAUUUGACUGAAUGGCUGGUGGAGUUGCAAGGACACAAACGACGUGUCGCUUAUAUCGAGUGGCACCCAGUAGCAGAGAAUGUGCUUUUUAGCGCCGGCUUUGAUCAUCUUGUUAUCGUAUGGGAUGUGAAUAGAUGUGAGGCAGUUAGCGUCAUCGAUAGACAUCCUGAUGUGAUUUAUAGCAUGUCUCUAAAUCGUGACGGCAGCUUAUUGGCGACCACUUGCAAGGACAAGAAAUUGCGCGUUUUUGAACCAAGGUCCGGUAUCGUAGUUUCGGAAGGAGUAUGUCAUGCUGGCACGAAAGCUAGCAAAGUAGUAUUUCUUGGCAGUUCCGGACGUCUUUUGACUACUGGAUUUAGCAGACAUUCGGAUCGACAAUAUGCGAUAUGGAGUCAACAUGAUCUAACUGUCCCACUAACGUGUGAGACGAUAGAUUCAUCGAGCGGAGUGGUUUUUCCAUUUUACGAUAAUGAUACCAACAUGGUGUUUUUGGCCGGAAAGGGUGAUGGUAAUAUUCGAUAUUAUGAAGUAGUUAAUGAAGCACCUUGGGUGCAUUAUCUCAGUCAAUUUAUAUCGGGAAAUCCUCAGAGAGGAUUGGGAGUAAUGCCGAAAAGAGGCAUUAAUACCUCUUUAUGCGAAGUAUUCAGAUUUUAUAAGUUACACGCGACUCGUGGAAUGUGUGAGCCGAUUUCGAUGAUAGUACCACGGAAGAGUGAUCAAUUUCAAGAAGAUCUAUAUCCUGAUACAAUUGGAACGUGUCCCGCAUUAUCAGCUAGAGACUGGACCAGCGGCAUGAACAGCCCACCAGUCUUAAUCUCUCUUAAAACAGGUGGGAGUAUCUCUACGCAUAAGCCACGAGUAUAUAAGCCACAAUUACCUGCGACCACUGAUCUAAAUAAUAAAAAGAAAUUUGCGUUCCUGUCUACGGAAACGAUACCGGAUUACAGACCGGUGGAAUUACAUGAUAUGUCGGAAAAGAGCCAAAAAACAUCCAGCAAUCAAAGUACAAAGUUUCAGCAACUUCAGCAGAAGUUUGGAAAUGUCACUAUACAGAAGAAUAUUAUAUCGUCUUCGAUUAAUGACAAUAAAGUUAUGGAGACUGUGGAUGUUCCAAAUAAUGAAGCAGAACUUCGUUUGGCAUUGGCUCGUCAAACUGACGAAUUGAGACUGGUACGACGGCAGCUCGCUAAUAGCCAACUGCGUGUUAAGGAAUUAGAGGACCAAAUACGAAAAUUGCAGCGUCAACAGUAAAGUUAUAAACUCGCUUCGAUAUCUGCUUUGAAUAAGACCCUUACAACUUUACUACUACACGUGAUUAUCAAUGUCUUGCGCUAUGUUUAGCGCCGAGACACUACCAUGUCUCCAGAUCAAUACUUAAAGUUUCUAGAGUUUUUAAGCACCGCUAAUAAUGAUAAAGAGCCUAAGCUUAUGAAAACUUUGUACUAACGCUUAGGGGACUUUAGCUUUGUCAUAUUUAUACACAAAGAAAUAUUCAGAAUAAUUUUUAUUAACUUUUUUUAGAAUAUCUACAAUUUUUAUGUAGAAUAAAAUUGUCACGUUAAUCACAAGGGAACAGGAACAGUUAGUUGCAUUUGUUACAUAAAAAUUGUACCUGUUUACGCACUUAUACUUAAAUGCGUAAGUCGGAUAUUAAGAAGUUAAGAGAAACACAAUACCUUUAGACAAAAUG